Molecule: messenger RNA, 1998 nt
Organism: Nanorana parkeri
Lineage: Eukaryota; Metazoa; Chordata; Amphibia; Anura; Dicroglossidae
Product: merlin-like
Exons: 17
Coding region: 4-1998 (664 amino acids)
Biological process (GO): regulation of gliogenesis; positive regulation of early endosome to late endosome transport; positive regulation of protein localization to early endosome
Cellular component (GO): apical part of cell; adherens junction; plasma membrane
Molecular function (GO): cell adhesion molecule binding; actin binding
Source: RefSeq, a predicted model, not a curated record
GCUAUGUCCAUCCGGGGUCUCAAGAAGAAAAAGCAGCAGAAGACCUUUAAGGUUAAGGUUAUAACAAUGGAAGCUGAAACUGAAUUCAGUUGUGAGAUGGACUGGAAAGGGAAAGACCUCUUCGAUUCAGUGUGCAGACACUUGGCAUUGAGAGAAACUUGGUUCUUUGGCCUACAGUUUGUGGCAAGUGGGACAGACACCUGGUUGAAACUGGAAAAAAAGAUUUUACAGCAGCAUGUCCCCAAAGAAGAUCCUGUUAGGUUUUGCUUUAUGACUAAAUUCUACCCUGAAAACGUGGCUGAUGAACUUUUUCAAGAAGUAACCCAACAUCUUUUCUUCCUUCAGGUUAAAAAGCAAAUUCUGGAUGAAGAAAUAAUUUGCUCUCCGGAGGCAUCGGUUCUCUUGGCCUCCUAUGCUGUCCAAGCUAAGUAUGGUGACUAUAACCCUAACAUACACCAGCCUGGAUUUCUAUCUCAAGAUGAGCUGCUACCUCAACGAGUUCUGCAGCAAUAUCAGAUGACAACAGAAAUGUGGCAAGAAAAAAUAACAGCCGUACAUGCAGGUCACAGGGGAAUUUCUAGGGAUGAAGCAGAGAUGAACUAUUUAAAAAUUGCACAAGACUUGGAUAUGUAUGGUGUGAACUAUUUUCCAAUUACGCUAGUUAAGAAUGACUCGGAUAUCCUUCUUGGAGUGGAUGCUAAGGGAAUCCAUAUAUAUGGUAAAAAUAACAAAAUAUCACCACUGGAAUCAUUUAAAUGGGGUGACAUCAGAAACAUCUCAUAUGAUGACAAGAAAUUAAAACUUAUACCCAUUGACAAAAAAGCCGAAGCUUUCAAGUUUUAUUCUAAAGAGCACAAAGUCAAUAAACUGAUUUUGCACCUGUGCAUUGGAAACCAUAAUUUAUUCUUGACAAAAAGAAAAGUAGAUUCAACUGAGAUUCAAGAGAUGAAAGCUCAAGCUAAAGAAGAAAAAACAAGAAGGAAGAAGGAGCAUCACAGACUGUUGAUGGAGAAAGAAUUAAGGGAAGAGGCAGAGAGAGCCAAAGAAGAACUUGAAAGGAGACUGUUCGAGUUGGAGGAAGAAUCAAGACAAACCAACGAGGCUCUGAUUCUGUCUAAUGAAGCUGCUGAGCUGUUAGCAGAAAAGGUUCAGAUAGCAGAGGAUGAAGCAAAGAUACUUGCCCAGGAGGCAGUGGAGGCCAGAUAUGAGUUACAGCGCUUGGAGAUGACAGUUUUAAAGAGUAAGGAUGAGAUGCGCAUGAUGGAGAAAAAGAUGAGAGAGUCGGAUCUUAUAACCAUGAAACUGCUGAAGGAAUCUGACAGGAGAGCUAAGGAAGCUGAACUCUUAGAGCAGGACCUUCACAAAGCAAGAGAAGCAGAACGACUUGCAAAGCAAAGGCUCUUAGAACGGGGUUCCUUUAGCCAAACACCAGCAAAAGUCCUUCAGCAAGAUACUUCAGAAGGAGGGUAUGAUAAUAAAAUGUUAUGGCAAAAUUUAGACACGGAAUAUAAGAGGCUGUCCUUGGAGAUUGAAAAAGAAAGGAUUGAAUACCUUGAAAAGAGUAAACAACUAGAAAAUCAACUAAAUGAACUCAAGCUUGAAAUUCAAGUCCUGAAGCAGCAGGAUAGGCAACUGAACGCAUUUUCACUUUACAAUAGCGACUUUGGAUGCAAGUAUAAUCUGCAUGAUACUCUUUUGAUGCAAACGUGUCAGAAAGAACCUACAAGUCCUUACUGCAUUCCUCCAGUGUACUCAGUGAGUACUGUUCGCAGCUGUCCAACUCCAGAGAGAGAUGCUUAUCCGCACUCUAUUAGGAUGAGUCAUACAUUACCUAACUAUACUACUGGAAGAGAAACCAGGCAGAAUGCCAGGAAGCACACAUCGGAUCCAUCUAGCUGCCAAGCUCUGGAUCAUCUGAACUUCACCCCAACCAGCAUCGAGAGCGACCAUGCUGCGCGGGGACAGAAUUAUUCGCCGCACACCUUUUUUGCACCUUAG